Galdieria sulphuraria is the source of this 1678-nucleotide messenger RNA. Its product is annotated as serine/threonine protein kinase. The record is from RefSeq and is a predicted model, not a curated record. Gene Ontology annotation, biological process: protein phosphorylation. Lineage: Eukaryota; Rhodophyta; Bangiophyceae; Galdieriales; Galdieriaceae. The coding region runs from base 146 to 1522 and encodes 458 amino acids. Gene Ontology annotation, molecular function: protein serine/threonine kinase activity; ATP binding. The transcript has 8 exons.
CUCAUUUCCGCUCUUAUGUCAUUUUCUUUGAAAAAUUGGAGUUCGUGGCAUGAGUUGUAGAUGCCUUGUAUGUGUUCAACCUAUUUACUCCUUCUAGGGAACUCCCGCUCGUAUUUUGUAAGAAGUGGCCAAAGAAGUUAUUUGCAUGGGAAAUAAGGUUCCAGUUCCCGAGAAACUGAGUGUGAAACACAGCAAGAAACAGCAAAGAUACGCAGGCGCUUAUGCUGCCGCAGUAACCGAAGAUGAUUAUGGAAACGUGAAACAUCCAAGUCGACCACCCCACGCAUAUGACUUAAAAGAGGCAGAUGUGAGUUCUUACGAGUGGAGAGGUCCUUCUUCCGACUCAUCCCAAGGCAGAUAUCCAAAGAAAGAAGUCACUAGGAGUGUUGAGGGAGAAGCACCCUCUCUUUCAAGGCGUUCAGAAAGCAAUUCUUGGAAAAUGUCAGUAGCAAACAGACAUAGUACUUCGACGCUUUUUGGAGCAAAAGUUAGUGUCGAUGACUUUGAACCCAUCGCGACCAUCGGCAAGGGUAGUUUUGCUAAGGUGCUUCAAGUUCGCAAGAAGAAUACUGGGGAGAUUUUUGCUAUGAAAAUUCUGUUAAAGAGUACUAUAAUUGCUAGAAAUCAGGUUGAACAUACUCGGGCAGAAAGAAGCAUUUUGCAGCACAUCAAGCAUCCUUAUAUAGUAUCGUUGAAAUAUGCCUUUCAAACAGAAGACAAAUUGUACUUAGUGAUGGACUUUUGCGGUGGAGGUGAACUGUUUUACCAUUUGAAGAAGGAAGGACGUUUCUCAGAAGAGCGCGUAAGGCUUUAUGCAGCUGAAAUACUUCUUGCACUGGAACAUCUUCAUUCAUUAAAUAUUAUAUACAGGGAUCUCAAGCCCGAAAAUAUUUUGUUAGAUGCAGAAGGUCACAUCAGACUUGCCGACUUUGGUUUGAGCAAGAUUCUGAACGAUCCAGAAGCGCAGGCAAGCACUUUUUGUGGUACACCCGAAUAUUUAGCCCCAGAGAUCCUGAAUGGCUCGGGUCAUGGGAUUCCAGUUGACUGGUGGUCUCUUGGUACCUUGAUUUGUGAAAUGUUAACAGGGUUGCCACCAUUUUAUUCACAAAAUUUGAAUUCGAUGUAUGAAAAGAUACUUAAAGCAGAGCUUAAGCUCACCAAUGAUCCCAGCAUUCUCUCUACAGACGCGAGAAAUUUGAUACAGGCAUUGUUGCAACGCGACCCUCAUAAGCGGUUGGGAAGUGGACCAAAGGGAGCCGAUGAAAUUAAAGAACAUUCUUUCUUUCGCUCAAUAGAUUUCGAAAAAUUGUACAGAAGAGAAAUUUCGGCACCCUGGAAGCCACAAAUGCUUUCAGAUGACUAUAUUGGCAACUUUGAUGAUACUUUUACUGGAGAGAAAGCCGACUUUGACAUGUCUGAGAUGGAAGCAAAGUUGAAGAAUAAGAAGGGAAUGAAAGAUAUGUUUCCUCAGGAGAAGAGCAGAAACUAUUUUGAUGGCUUCACUUAUAUAGAACAACGGUAGCGAUAUUUGCGAGAAUGAUGUCCAUGUUCUAUAAACUGUAUUCGUCCAAAGAUUAUUGAAAUAUAUCUUUCAUAUUCUUUUCUGAUUCCACUUUUGUUGUUUUCGGUUCGCGCAAAUAAAUAUAUAAACCUUUCUUCAGUUGUUGAUAUUUCCAAU